UUGAUGCUACACAAUCAUAUUAUGGGAUCAUUCAAGAAAUAUGGGAGCUCGAUUAUUGUGACUUCACUAUGCCUAUUUUUCGAUGCAAGUGGGCGGAUAAUAGACGUGGUUUGCAAAAGGAUGAGUGCGGUUUUACUCUGGUCGAUAUGAGUCGUCUGCGUGACACUGAAGAACCUUUUAUCCUCGCAUCGCAAGCAAAACAAGUGUUCUAUGUAUCUGAUCCUGUAGACACUCAGUGGUGCAUUGUUGUUAAUGGUAAAAGGCGAAUUUUAGGAGUGGGUGAUGUUGACGACGAAGAAGAAUAUGAUAAGUUUAUGACAUCCCCCCUUUCUCAAUCCCAAAUGACGAUAUGAUGAAUGUGAUUGAUACUGAAAAUAGUUACAUGCGAAUGGAUCACCAAGAAGGUAUAACAGUCAUUGAGCAACCUAUUGACCAAAAUUAAAGAUAUGGCUAGUGACGAUUCGAGCGAUCAUUCAUCGGAUUCUGAUGCCCCUUUUCACCCAGAAAAGGAGCCUGACUAGGGAGAGGCCAGUGACCGUGAUGCAGAUGCGUUAGAUGAGUGGAUGGAGAGAUUUGAGUUAGAGGCUGAUAGGAAUGCUUUACUUGGCAUUGAGGUGACAGGUGAUGGGCAGCCACCCCCGUCAGGUUCAGGUCAGACCACUACAUAUUAUGGUGCACAGGGGAGCGGGAAGAAGUCAAGUGGGAAUCCAAAGGCAACACGAAAGAGUAAACGAGGUCCCACGAUGAAUCUCCACAACACAGGAGAUAUGGUCUUAGAGUUCGAUGAUUUAGGAAGACCAACAGGUCCAUGGCGAGCCAAGUAUGGUGUUUGGAUCGGUCUUUCUAUACGGAAGCUGAACAUCAACUGGUCAUGGAGACACAUUUCUCCUACCUUGUUGAAUGUGAUGUGGACAGACACUAUGAUGCAGGGAUUUUAAGAGCAAAUUGGUAUCUGGUUGGAUAACAAUGACGAGAGUUAGAUCAAAGAAAGAGAAGUUAGGUGAUAGUCCGCCAGACGUAUACAAGCACUUCAAGAAGGAGGAUUGGGC
Molecule: messenger RNA, 1049 nt
Organism: Beta vulgaris subsp. vulgaris (sugar beet)
Lineage: Eukaryota; Viridiplantae; Streptophyta; Magnoliopsida; Caryophyllales; Amaranthaceae
Exons: 5
Coding region: 564-938 (124 amino acids)
Source: RefSeq, a predicted model, not a curated record